This is a messenger RNA of Beauveria bassiana ARSEF 2860, 1764 nucleotides long. Its product is annotated as arrestin domain-containing protein. Lineage: Eukaryota; Fungi; Ascomycota; Sordariomycetes; Hypocreales; Cordycipitaceae. Gene Ontology annotation, molecular function: ubiquitin protein ligase binding; protein-macromolecule adaptor activity. The record is from RefSeq and is a predicted model, not a curated record. Gene Ontology annotation, biological process: ubiquitin-dependent endocytosis. The transcript is spliced from 3 exons. Gene Ontology annotation, cellular component: cytoplasm; plasma membrane; cytosol. Bases 1 to 1764 code for a protein of 587 amino acids.
AUGCCGACCUUUAAUCCCUUCUCCUCCGUCACCGGACGUAAUAGCUACAGCCUCUUUGACAUACGCCUCGACCAGGACUUUAUCGUCUUUCGCGGCAAUGACCAUGAAUCUGCUGGCCAGCUUCUCAAGGGCGUUGUCGUUCUCUGCCUAUCACAGCCCCUGCGCAUCGAGGACAUACACUUGCGUCUGACAGGAACACACCGUGUCUCUUGGGCCGACCCCCGAUCUAGCACUCCGGCCGUCGCCGGCCAAAAGGUGGACAAGACAACCUUGAUUCUCGAUCACAGAUGGGCUCCCUUUGUCGGUACACACGGAAAGAGCAUGACUUUACCCGCCGGCAACUACGAGUACCCCUUCGACUUUACCCUCCCCGGUGACACGUCGGAAAGCGUCGAGGGUAUCCCCGAAGCGUCGAUUACAUAUCGUCUCAAAGCGACCGUCAGCCGCAGCAAGCUUGCCUAUGACUUACACGCCUACAAACACCUUCGCAUUAUUCGUACGCUCGAAGCUGGCGCCCUCGAAUUUCUUCAUGCCAUGAGCGUAGAAAACAUUUGGCCCAACAAGCUGGAAUACUCUGUUGUUAUUCCCCAAAAGGCUGUCGUCUUCGGGGGCGUUGUCGACAUGGAAAUGCGAUUCACGCCCCUGCUCAAAGGUCUUGAGCUGGGUGAAGUGACAGCCAAGAUGAUUGAAACCCGUGAAUGUGUCAUUCAGGGCUCUACUGGUAUCAACAUUCGCGAGCACAAGACGGAGCGCGACGUAGCGACAUGGAAAUUCCAAGUGACGCGCGAGGAGCAUUGGCAUGAUAUGAUUGAGGAGACUGGGCAAGAGGGCUGGGCUCUUACCAAACAAUUGAGCCUGCCUAAAAAGCUGCGCCAAUGCAUACAGGACCUGAACCACCACGGCAUCAAGGUGCGACACAAAAUUAAGCUGACGGUAGCCCUCAAGAAUCCCGACGGCCACAUUUCAGAGCUCCGUGCCACACUCCCGGUUUCCAUUUUCAUCUCACCCAACAUUCCCUUUAAUGAGCAGGGCGACAUGGUCAACCAAGCUCCUGGCGAGGCAGGUGUUCGCCAGCAAUCAGCUGGUGCUGCUCCUCCCGGCUACGGCGAGCAUAUUCUUGACCAGCUGUAUGAAGAUAUGGACACCAGCGGCUUCCAGACGCCAGCUCUGCAGUCAGGCGUUAGUAGUCCGUUUUACGCGCAAUCGCGCAGCGGCUCUGCGGAAAAUCUGCAUUUAAUUGGAGGAUACAUGUCGCCCAUUGCGCCCGCCGCACUGUCCUCGCGACUGGCCGAUGUCUCGUUGGAUCCGUCGCAGCGUAGCACAUCAUAUUACUCGCUCAACUCGCUUUCAGGGCGCGUUUCUCCCAAUCACGGCACCGGCACCGGCACCGGAACCGGCUCGGCGGCACGAUCGGAACCACCGUCGAAUAACCUGACGCGCAGCAACAGUGAAGAGGAUGGUUCUGAUCGGGCAUCCACAGAGCACGUACACCUUGACCCUGAGGAGUUUGCCGAGCUCAAUCGCGUGCCCAGCUAUGCGACAGCGGUGCGUACGCCGGCCCGCUCACGCGUGCAAACGCCUGGGGGGCCUGUUCCAGACUACCAAACGGCGCUCAGCGCCCCUCGCACGCCGCCAGUGAGCGACGGUGUCCACGAGAUUCUGUCGCCCAUUACCGAACGUACUCCUGAAGAGUACAAUAUGCAGCGCCCAGAGAUGACGAGAAACGCUUCGGGCAUCAACGGCCGUGUGCCGCUUUCUGCCUAG